Messenger RNA from Penicillium hordei, 5820 nucleotides. It is a transcript of the gene yvc1, whose product is annotated as putative potassium ion channel Yvc1. The transcript is spliced from 10 exons. Lineage: Eukaryota; Fungi; Ascomycota; Eurotiomycetes; Eurotiales; Aspergillaceae. Gene Ontology annotation, molecular function: ATP hydrolysis activity; ATP binding; P-type ion transporter activity. The coding region runs from base 1 to 5820 and encodes 1939 amino acids. Gene Ontology annotation, cellular component: endoplasmic reticulum membrane. Gene Ontology annotation, biological process: intracellular calcium ion homeostasis. The record is from RefSeq and is a predicted model, not a curated record.
AUGGGACAUUGGAGAAAUAUUUUUACCGCCGAUCCUGGCAGGACCCGGCACCGCGUCGAGGUGGAACGUCGUCGGCUGCUACCGGCAUAUGCCGCCGAUGAGUCUGACACCUCUCGGUCUUCAAAGGAAAUUGCCAAGGUUGCUCUUCGGCUGAAAUAUCAAAUUGAGCAGGUUGUCUCCUGCGAAGUGCAGGAGAAUGUCUUGACCGACCCAAACAGCCGCAUCAUCACGGACGAUGUGGUUGAGACUGCCAAGCAGGCUGGGGGAGACGAAUACAAAGCAUGCGUUGUUUAUUGUCUUCUGGUUUGUCUGCGAUGGUUCAAGAUCCAAUCCUCCGUCGAGCUUUGGGAUUCGGACCUUCACGGGGUUCGGGCUGUGGCUUGCGAGGUCAUCGCCAAGCGCAUUAUCGAAUCGGAGCAGAACCAAGAUUACGUGUUGAGGGACAUUCUACUCAAACGAUACUCUAUCUUCACUGAGGGGGUAGAAACCGAUCCUGCCAAUGUCAUUGAGCGAGCGGUAGAUCUCCAUGCAUUGAGAAUCAUUAGCUCUGCCCCGUACCAGAGAUGCAUCCAGUACCUGUGGAAGGGCUGGAUCUGCCAGGAAGAGGGUAACCCAACUAACUUUGUCGAAUACAGCGAGAAGUCUAACACCGGGUAUUGGGUUCAUUUCCAUCCUGAUCGGAUGCGAACUCCUUUGUAUCAGAAUGUCUGCCAAAUUCUGUUCUCUUUGAUUUACCUUACGGUUUAUACGGCAGUUAUAAAUACCGUGAACCCAAGCGGUGAUGUGGAUGUGGCCGAGGCCAUUCUUUACGGUAUGACUCUUGCGUUCAUCUGCGAUGAGGGGAUCAAGUUUUGGAAGGUUGGAUGGAACUACCUCGAAUUCUGGAAUGCCUUCAACUCAACCCUCUACGCCAUCCUGGCGGUGUCACUUAUCAUGCGUUUCAUUGCCUUGGCACACUCAUCAUCUACACACGAUGAACAAAGGCGGCUAUACAACGAGCUCAGCUACAAUUUCCUGGCUUUUGCGGGUCCUAUGUUCUGGAUGCGUAUGAUGCUCUAUCUUGACUCGUUCCGCUUCUUCGGUGCUAUGUUUGUGGUUCUUCGGGUCAUGAUGAAGGAGAGCUUGAUAUUCUUUGCUCUUCUAUUUGUGGUUAUGGCUGGUUUCUUCCAGGCGUUUGUCGGCAUGGCCCAAGUGGAUGCCGAUAUCCCCCUCCACCGAAACAUUCUCCAGGGAAUGGUAAACACUAUCAUGCAGAGUCCUGAGUUCGACACAUUCCAGGACUUCGCAUUUCCCUUCGGCAUCAUCCUCUACUAUGCUUUCAACUUCAUUGUAAUGACUGUUUUGUUGAAUAUUCUCAUCGCCUUGUACAACAGCGCAUAUGAAGAUAUUUCUGGCAACGCGACGGACGAGUACAUGGCCAUCUUCGCGCAGAAAACCAUGCAGUUCGUCCGCGCCCCAGAUGAGAAUGUCUUCAUCCCACCAUUCAACCUCGUCGAAAUUCUUUUCCUGAUAGCACCAUUCGAGUGGUGGCUUUCGCGGGAGGCCUACGCUAAGCUGAAUGACUUUGUAAUGGGUGUGAUCUAUUCCCCUCUUCUUGUCGUUGCAGCCUGGGUUGAGACCCGUCAGGCGCACAAGAUUCGAUGGAAUCGCCGCCAUGGCGAAGAAGACGAUGACUGUGCUCAGGAAUGGGAGCAUGUCGCUAAGGAGGUCAGUUUUGAUCUUGAUGAUACUUGGAAACAGCAGGUGGUAGAGACCACGGCGGAUAUCAAGGUUGAUAGUUGUACAUAUGAACUCAGAGCGCUGCGGGAGCAGCGCGUCGAGCGGCGAAUCCUCUGGAACCAAAAUUGUAAGGUGGAAGGUGGCUUCAUCUACGAAUCUGGGCCUUUCCUCGAUUGGAUCUCUUCAUUGCUUUCUGGCUUCAUUGCCACCAUGGCAAAGCUCGUGGACGACCCUCAGAUCCAUACUGCCUCGUUGCAUAACCCAAUCCCUUGGCAAUUGCAUACAUACGUCUGGCCUUUCCUGAUUAUCUGGCCCGUGUUCUUCGCCUUCUACCUCUCUCCCGAGCGUUAUGAUACCUACAUUCAGGGACAGGAAUGGACCUUCGUGUUCGCGGGGUCUAUCAUCACAAUUCAGUCGCUCUUUUGGCUAAUGACGAAGUGGAACAUUGAUAUCAACACCCUAUUCACCACUACUCGAGCCAAGUCUAUCGACACUGCCCGCCUUAUCAAAGUGGUCCCCAUCACCAACGCUGGCUCUGCCGAGAUCUGCAAAUUGAUUUAUGAGACUACCGGCCCCAAGAAGACACUUUCGUUCCUCUUCCAGAAGCGCCGCUUCCUCUUCUACCCUGAGACUCGCAACUUCGCACCCUUGUCUUACGUCCUUGACGCCGAACCAAAGCCAACCCUUGAGACUUUCCAGCUGAGCGAGGGCUUCACGUCGAAGGCCGAGAUUGACCGCAUCUACCACCACUAUGGCGACAACACCUUCGAUAUCCCCGUUCCUGGUUUCCUUGAGCUCUUCCAGGAGCAUGCUGUCGCGCCUUUCUUUGUCUUCCAGAUUUUCUGUGUAGGAUUGUGGAUGUUGGAUGAAUACUGGUACUACUCGCUCUUCACUCUCUUCAUGCUCGUUAUGUUUGAGAGCACCGUUGUGUGGCAGCGCCAGAGGACCUUGAGCGAGUUCCGCGGAAUGAGCAUCAAGCCUUAUGAUGUUUGGGUAUACCGUGAACGGAAGUGGCAGGAGGUCACCAGUGACAAGCUUCUUCCCGGUGAUCUCAUGUCAGUGAACCGCACCAAGGAGGACAGCGGCGUUGCCUGCGAUAUUCUCCUGGUUGAAGGCAGUGUCAUUGUGAAUGAGGCUAUGCUUUCUGGUGAGAGUACACCUCUUCUGAAAGACUCCGUCCAGCUCCGUCCGGGUGCUGACCUGAUUGAACCGGAUGGGUUGGAUAAGCUCUCGUUUGUGCAUGGAGGUACCAAGGUCCUCCAAGUUACUCACCCUAACCUUACUGCCGACUCGAGUUUGAAGAACUUGUCCAGCAACGUUACCAUGCCUCCAGACAAUGGCGCUUUGGGUGUGGUUGUUAAGACCGGUUUCGAAACUAGCCAGGGUAGCCUCGUCCGGACCAUGAUCUACUCAACUGAACGUGUCUCUGCCAAUAAUGUUGAAGCACUGCUGUUCAUUCUCUUCCUCCUGAUUUUCGCAAUUGCCGCUUCGUGGUACGUGUGGCAAGAGGGUGUGAUCCGGGACCGCAAACGCUCCAAGCUUCUGCUCGACUGUGUCCUCAUCAUCACCAGUGUUGUUCCUCCCGAGUUGCCUAUGGAACUGAGCUUGGCCGUUAACACUAGUCUUGCUGCUUUGAGCAAGUAUGCCAUUUUCUGCACCGAGCCUUUCCGUAUCCCCUUCGCUGGUCGUGUUGACAUCGCUUGCUUCGACAAGACCGGUACCCUGACCGGAGAGGACCUUGUUGUUGAUGGUAUUGCUGGACUCACUUUAGGUGAGGCUGGUUCGAAGGUCGAAGCAGAUGGUGCUCACACCGAAUUGGCCACUUCCGCUGCUGUUGGACCCGACACCACUCUCGUUCUCGCCAGUGCUCACGCUUUAGUGAAACUGGAUGAGGGCGAAGUCGUCGGCGACCCCAUGGAAAAGGCUACCUUGGAAUGGCUUGGCUGGACUCUGGGCAAGAACGAUACUCUGUCUUCUAAGGGUAAUGCCCCCGUUAUCUCCGGUCGGAAUGUCGAGUCUGUUCAAAUCAAGAGAAGAUUCCAGUUCUCCUCGGCGCUGAAACGCCAGAGUACUAUCGCGACCAUUACGACCAAUGACCGCAGGACUUCCAAGAAGGUCAAGUCUACUUUUGUGGGUGUCAAGGGUGCCCCUGAGACCAUCAACUCUAUGCUAGUCAACACACCGCCCAACUACGAAGAAACUUACAAGCACUUCACCCGCAAUGGUGCUCGUGUGCUUGCUCUUGCAUACAAGUACCUUUCAUCUGAAUCCGAGCUUUCCCAGGGCCGCGUGAACAACUACGUCCGCGAAGAGGUUGAAUCCGAGCUGAUUUUUGCCGGUUUCCUUGUCCUGCAGUGCCCCCUGAAGGAUGAUGCCAUCAAGUCUGUCCGUAUGCUGAAUGAGAGCAGCCACCGUGUUGUCAUGAUCACCGGUGAUAACCCGUUGACCGCUGUCCACGUCGCACGCAAGGUUGAAAUUGUUGAUCGUGAGGUUCUCAUUCUUGAUGCUCCCGAACAUGACAACUCUGGAACUAGGAUUGUCUGGCGUACCGUCGAUGACAAGCUCAAUAUCGACGUCGACCCCACUAAGCCCCUCGACCCGGAGAUCCUGAAGACCAAGGAUAUCUGUAUCACUGGAUAUGCUCUGGCCAAGUUCAAGGACCAGAAGGCUCUCCCUGAUCUGCUGCGCCACACUUGGGUUUAUGCUCGUGUGUCUCCCAAGCAAAAGGAAGAUAUCCUUCUCGGUCUCAAAGACGCUGGAUACACCACUCUGAUGUGCGGUGAUGGCACCAACGAUGUUGGCGCUCUGAAGCAGGCUCACGUCGGUGUCGCGCUUCUGAAUGGCUCGCAAGAUGAUCUCACCAGGAUCGCUGAACACUAUCGGACCACCAAGAUGAAGGAGCUGUACGAGAAGCAGGUCAGCAUGAUGCAACGAUUCAACCAGCCCGCCCCUCCAGUCCCUGUUCAGAUCGCUCACCUGUAUCCCCCUGGUCCUUCCAACCCACACUAUGAGAAAGCCAUGGAGCGGGAGUCGCAGCGCAAGGGUGCCGCGGUCACCGCUCCUGGAGGAACCCCCGAGGCUAUCCCGACUAUCACAUCUCCUGGCGCUCAGGCCUUGCAGGAAUCGAACUUGACCCCCCAGCAGCAGAAGCAGCAGAAGGCCCAGGCUGCCGCAGCUGGCCUUGCAGACAAGCUUACAUCUUCUAUGAUGGAACAGGAGCUGGAUGACAGCGAGCCUCCCACUAUCAAGUUGGGUGAUGCCUCAGUCGCUGCUCCCUUCACCAGCAAGUUAGCCAACGUUAUUGCUAUCCCUAACAUUCUUCGCCAAGGUCGUUGCACCCUGGUUGCGACUAUUCAGAUGUACAAGAUCCUUGCUUUGAACUGCUUGAUUAGCGCCUACAGUCUGAGUGUUAUCUACCUGGAUGGUAUUAAGUUCGGUGAUGGACAGGUCACCAUCAGUGGUAUGCUGAUGAGUGUCUGCUUCCUUUCUAUUUCCCGCGCCAAGUCUGUCGAGGGUCUGUCUAAGGAGCGUCCCCAGCCGAAUAUCUUCAACGUCUACAUCAUCGGAUCUGUUCUUGGACAGUUCGCCAUCCACAUUGCGACUCUGGUCUACCUCUCCAACUACGUAUAUAAGCACGAGCCAAGAGAUUCCGAUAUUGAUCUCGAGGGCGAGUUUGAGCCUUCCCUCCUGAACAGUGCCAUCUACCUCCUCCAGCUGAUCCAGCAAAUCUCCACCUUCUCGAUCAACUAUCAAGGUCGUCCCUUCCGCGAGUCCAUCCGCGAGAACAAGGGAAUGUACUGGGGUCUCAUCGCCGCAUCGGGUGUUGCAUUCUCCUGCGCCACCGAAUUUAUUCCCGAGCUGAAUGAGAAGCUGCGCCUAGUUCCCUUCACCAAUGAGUUCAAGAUGACUCUGACCGUGCUGAUGAUCUUCGACUACGGUGGCUGCUGGUUGAUUGAGAAUGUUCUCAAGCACCUGUUCAGUGACUUCCGUCCCAAAGAUAUUGCUCUUCGUCGUCCCGACCAACUUAAACGUGAGGCGGACCGUAAGUUGCAAGAGCAAGUCGACGCCGAGGCUCAGAAGGAGCUGGAAAGAAAGGUUUAG